Zonotrichia leucophrys gambelii is the source of this 2193-nucleotide messenger RNA. It is a transcript of the gene ING3, whose product is annotated as inhibitor of growth family member 3. Gene Ontology annotation, biological process: regulation of DNA-templated transcription. Lineage: Eukaryota; Metazoa; Chordata; Aves; Passeriformes; Passerellidae. Bases 114 to 1364 code for a protein of 416 amino acids. The record is from RefSeq and is a predicted model, not a curated record. The transcript has 12 exons. Gene Ontology annotation, cellular component: NuA4 histone acetyltransferase complex.
GCCAAUGUUGUUUUCGCUGAGUCGAGGUGCUGGUGUUGUUGGCGGCGGCGCCAUAUUGGAAGGGACGCGCGCCCGCUCUCGAGCAGCCCCUGGGCGCGGGCCCGGCCGCCGCCAUGCUGUACCUGGAGGACUAUCUGGAGAUGAUCGAGCAGCUUCCCAUGGAUCUGCGCGACAGGUUCACCGAGAUGCGCGAGAUGGACCUGCAGGUGCAGAAUGCAAUGGAUCAGCUUGAGCAGAGGGUAAAUGAAUUUUUUAUGAAUGCAAAGAAAAACAAACCUGAAUGGAGAGAAGAACAAAUGACAUCAAUCAAAAAAGAUUAUUAUAAAGCUUUGGAAGAUGCAGAUGAAAAAGUGCAACUGGCUAAUCAAAUAUAUGAUCUGGUAGACCGUCACUUGAGAAAACUGGACCAGGAACUUGCUAAAUUUAAAAUGGAACUUGAAGCAGAUAAUGCUGGAAUUACAGAAAUAUUAGAGAGACGGUCUCUGGAGCUGGAUACACCAGCACAGCCUGUGAAUAACCAUCACUCCCAUUCUCACACUCCAGUAGAGAAAAGGAAACACAAUCCAUCUCACCAUAGUACAACAGAUCAUGUUCCUGAAAAGAAGUUUAAAUCUGAAGCUCUUCUAUCUACCCUGACAUCAGAUGCUUCUAAAGAAAACACACCAGGGUGUCGAAACAGUAAUUCAUCAUCUUCUUCAAACAAUGCAUACAAUACAAACUCUUCUCAACCAUUGGCAUCAUAUAACCUGGGCUCAUUAUCUUCAGGAUCCGGGGCCGGUGCAAUUACCAUGGCAGCAGCUCAAGCAGUGCAAGCCACAGCACAGAUGAAGGAGGGAAGACGAACAUCCAGUCUAAAAGCCAGCUAUGAAGCCUUUAAGAACAAUGAUUUUCAGCUUGGAAGAGAAUUCUCAUUGUCCAGAGAUUCAGCUGGAUAUUCAUCAUCAGCUCUGGCAUCGACAUUAACUCAGACGUUAAGUUCAUCAACCACAGAUUCACGAAGUGGCAGAAAAAGCAAAAGCAACAACAAAUCCUCAAGUCAGCAGUCCUCAUCAUCAUCUUCUUCUUCCUCUCUGUCAUCAUGUUCUUCUUCAUCUGCGCUGGCACAAGAACUGUCUCAGCAAACAGCAGUAAUACCAGAGUCUGAUUCUAACAGCCAGGUUGAUUGGACCUAUGAUCCAAAUGAGCCACGUUACUGUAUUUGCAAUCAGGUGUCCUAUGGUGAAAUGGUAGGCUGUGAUAACCAAGAUUGCCCAAUUGAGUGGUUCCACUAUGGAUGUGUUGGACUGACAGAAGCACCAAAAGGGAAAUGGUACUGUCCACAGUGUACAGCUGCAAUGAAGAGAAGAGGCAGUAGACAUAAAUAAGUUUGUUCAUCUGGAAAAAAAUUGCAUAAUAAAGCUUUUAUAAAGGACUUGGGAGGGGAGGGGCAACUCUCAGCACACUUCCUUGCAACCACUGAAGAGUAACAUAGCAAUCAUAGAAUGGUAUGGUUGGAAGGGACCGUAAAGAUCUUCUAGUUCCAGCCCCCAGUCAUAAGAUCUUGAACUAUUGGUUUUGAUAAGUCGUGUUUUAAUAUUGUAGGUAAAUUAUUUAUGCACCUUGAUGUGCUACAGAUACUAUUCCAGUGAGCCUUGGAUUGUUCCAGUGGCCAGCAUAUGCAGAUAUUUGUACUAUCAAACCAUUUUCUCUAAGCAGUGGGCAUUCUACAAGUACUCAAUCUUCCAAAAAUUCCGAUAAGUCAAGAUUUUAAAUGUAUGUUUUAUAUACAACAGAUAUAUUCUGCUGCAUGUACUGUACUCAAGAGCUGUUACGUAACACUAUGUAUAUUAAUAGUGCAAAAAGUCAGUGCUUCUGAAAGGAAAAAGAGACAGUGGUUUUUAAAAUGCCUUUAUAGCUUUGGUUCUUUAUGAAACUUAAUUCAGCAGGCUGAAGAAAAUGGUUCUUGUAUACAGCGGGCUGUUGUCCUUUAGGGUACUUGAGUAAGUAAAGACAAAAAAUGCUGUAGAAUACAACAAACUUGUGCCAUUAGUCUUUCUAUGUUUCUGCUCCAGAGAAGGCGGAGGCCAUAAGAAGAAAAAAAGGUGUUAAAGUGACGAUAAAUUUUUAUACCAAAUGUGUUUAUUUUUUUGUGCAAGUAAUCCUUUAAAUUUGAAUUGUAUUAGGUGUAAAAUAAAAGAACCUCAACUCCUCAGA